CUGUCAAAUGUCAAAAGUUUUGUGAUUGGUGUUGAAAGGUAUAGUUUGAAAUAAUUAAAAAUUGUGAUACCUAAUUAAUUUAAUAAUGGAAUCGGAAGCUUUUCAACAAUGGGGAAAAUUAUUUACGAAGGAAGUUAGAGAGAUUUGGUGUAAAGAACAAACAGAAUUUAAAAUUGCAACUAUGUUGCUGUUCGUGUUAAAACGCGAAUUUAAUAAUCUUUUAUGUAAUCUCGAUGAUGAAUAUGGUGAAAUAAAAUUGAAAUAUAACAAUGUUAAAGAAGAAAAGAAUGCAACAGAUAAAGUUAACUGUAACAAUGAUGAAUCAACCGUUUUAAACUCACCACCAGCUCUUAAAUCAAUUGAAAACAUUUCAUUUAAUAAAGAUGAUCUUUUUAUCGAAUCUUCUGAUGACACAAUAUGCCCCAGUCCAAAAUUAUCGAGACAAAAACAUUAUAAAAGAAAGAAACCUAAACUUUUUAAAACCGAUGAUGUUUGUACAAAGUCAAAAUUAAAAUUGGAUUUGGAUAAAGGAGAGGAGUGCGUUGCAUUCCAUGAUAAUUCUCCUACGCAAUUAUUGUCACAACAACAUGAUAUUAUUGAUUGUACUAUGAUUAAUGGAACUCCGAAUGUGACGGGUAAUUCUAAAAGGGGGCGAUAUUUUUUGGAUUGUUCUAAGAAAAGAAAUGUUAAAAAAAAUAAAAAGUCUUUUCAAAAUAAUACUUUAACUCAAAUGUUGUUUAAUAGUGAAAGUAUUUCUAAGGAAACUAAUAAAAUUGAUGAUUCAAGGUGUGCAGAUAAAAACUCGGUUUUACUAAAAAAUCCUUUUAUUUCAACUAAAACUGGAACAACGAAGGAUGUUAAUUCUAAACCUCCAAAUGAGAUAGUUUGUAAAGACCCUGUUGUUCGCGGGAAAGAACGAUUAAAAUUAGAAGGUUGGGAUUGUGAAGAAUGUGAAAAAUUUUAUGGUGCGCUCGAUUUAAAUAGUCAAGAAGCAAAAAAGCUGCUUAACAAAUGUUCAAAACAUAGAGCAACACGGAAACCUACUGAUUACACUAUUCCUGGAUAUUGGACGCUUUCUUUCACUCAAACGCAAGAAAAAAAGGAACGGGAAUUAGAGCAACAUAAAACCGAAGAUUCUACGUUUUUUCAAUUUUAAGUAAAGUAAAAAACAUGAGAAAAUUUAUUAUAUUAUUGUAAAACUAUUUUGAUAUUUUUAAAUUAAACUAAAAGCAUGGUAUUAUUAUUUUUGAUUAAAUCCCAUGUCUUGUUGUAUUGUUAUCCAUGUUGUUCAAACCAUGUUGUUGUUUGGGUUUAUAUUUGCUCUAGAAUUCUAUAAUAAAGUGCCGGAUGUAA
Messenger RNA from Onthophagus taurus, 1353 nucleotides. Its product is annotated as DNA endonuclease RBBP8. The record is from RefSeq and is a predicted model, not a curated record. Lineage: Eukaryota; Metazoa; Arthropoda; Insecta; Coleoptera; Scarabaeidae. Gene Ontology annotation, biological process: DNA repair.